GUUAGUUUUCUGUAGAUGUUGUGGAUGUACGCGUAGUUGUUGUUAGUUUUCAGCGGCGGAUCCUGUAGCUUGUGGUUGUAGAUCGAGUUGUGGUUAUAGCGCCUGAAUUUUGUCUAGUUUUGUGUUGUUUUUGUCCCAUGUUGUUCAUCCCGGUGGUUUAUUAAGUCAUCCCUAUGUAUUUUUGUUCCUGUUUGCUGUGUACUUUUCAUGUAUUUUUGAUGAUUGUUUUUAUGUUUUUUCCACCAUUAUAUGAGUGUAUCUAAGAUGAAGGGGCUGCAGUAUGCGCAUGAAGUUCUGCUCUCCACUUUUUCUCACUGCAUCUUGUCCUGCGGAUAUAUGUUUUUGCAACCUAUUAGUGGCAUUUUUUUGUUCACUGCAUCUUGUCCUGUAGAGUUUCAUUGCUACCGUUUUGCGCCAUGCCGUUGUAUUAUGUUUUUGUUGUGGACCCAGCCCAAAUGUUAUGCCCCUCCCAAGUACGUUUUUGUCGUCGUUGAUAUGUAUUUUUUUAUGCGGCCUAUAGUUGAUGUGGAAGUAGGCGUGGUAGGCAAUAGGUUUCAGCGAUGGAUCCUAAAGCUAAUGUUUCUGAAGACGCUAUAAUAUUUUCUGAAGAUCCUAAAGCUGAUGCCAGCCUAUAAUUUUUGAGUGUUGUUGUUUUGUUCUGUAGUUCAUGUCAUAGUUUUAGUAUAUCCACUUUAGUGUAAUUAUAGUGUAUUUCUCUGACUUUAUGUGUCCUUUUUGUUCCAGUAUUACAAUGUAAUGUCUCUUAGGUUUUACAGUGUUCUUUUUAUGGUAGUUUUGCAGUGUAAAUGCACUCAUUUAUAGUAUAAUGGUUCUAGCCUUUUACAGUGUAAAUUCUGGUAGUUUUUACAAUGUAAUUGUGCUAGUUUGUACAGGUGUAAUCUCAGUGUAUUUAUUUGUUCUAUUACAGUGUAGUUGUGCUUAGGUUUACAUUGUAAUUUAUGUGCAUUUUUUUCCAAUACUCACAGUGUAGUUGUGCUAGUUUUGCAUUGCAAACCCACUCAUUUACAGUAUAAUGGUGCUAGUCUUACAGUGUAAUUUCUGUUAAUUUUUACACUGUAAUUGUGGUAGUUUUUACAGUAUAAUCUCAGUGUAUUUUAUUGUUCAAUUACAGUGUAGUUGUGCUAGUUUUUACACUGUAAUUACAGUGUAGUUGUGCUAGUUUUACACUGUAAUUACAGUGUAUUUUUUCUCCAAUACACAGUGUAGUUGUGCUAGUCUUAUAAUGUAAUUUCUGUUUUUGUUCAAUGCAAUCACAGUGUAAUUUUGUUCAAUACUUACAGUGCAGUUGUGCUAGGUUUAUACUGUAAUUACAGUAUAUUUUUUAUCCAAUGCUUAUAAUGUAGUUGUGCUAGUUUUUACAAUGUAAUGACAGUGCAUUAUGUUGUAUACUUACAUUUGUAUUUUUGAGUUUUAGUUGGAUGCUUUUUCACUGUUACUUAUGUUUUUGUUUUUUCCUUUUUCUAGGUUUAAAUGGGCAAGCUACGGAAAGUUUGCCAUUGGGAUGUUCCUGUAGUAUCAUCUUUAGAUAGUGCUGAUUCUGGAGGUGAAGCAUUUGUGCCUGAUGAUUUUGCAGGAGAUUGUUCUUUGCCUGUGUCUAUGGUAUUUAUUUAUUUUCUGCUUCUUUUUUAUUUUGUCUAUGAUUUUUGCAGAAGAUGGUUCUUUUCCCUGUGCCUAAUGAUUUUCCUUUUUUCUGCAGGAAUUAUCUAGUGACGAAGGAGGGUUUGACAAAGCUCUUCUGAAGUUCUAUCUUAACCGAGUAUGUUUUAUUUUAUCUAGGACUUUUCAUUCUUGUUUCAUUUUUUUACAUUUUGUCUGAUGCAUGAUAGUUGUGUUUUUGUUAUGUUUUCAGAAAGUAAAAUGCCUCAAGAGGAAAUUAUCAUCUGCUUCAAGGAGGAAUGUGGUUAGUUCCUAUUUUCUUUUCUGUUUUCAGCAGUUUUUACUUUGUGAAAGAAAAAUGGUUGAAGUUCUAUCUUAAUGAAUUUUUUUUGUAGUGUUAGUCCAAUUAUUAGUAACUGCAUUUUUUCAAUGUAUUGCAAUGUUCAUUUUGUACUAAGUAAUAGUAAUCUGAAGCUAUUUUUUGACUGGUUUGAUAUGUGUUUCCACUCAUGUUGUUUUUGCUAUUUUCUAGAGUAAGUCCAAUUAUUUUAGUAGCUGUAUUUUUUGAUGUAUUUGUAAAGUAUUUUUGUACUUAGUAAUAGUAAUGCGAAGUAAUUAUUUUGAGUGGUUGAUAUGGUGUUUCUCUUUUGUUGUUUUUGUAGAGGCAGAAACGCUCUAGCGAUUAUCCUACUUGUGCUACUUUCACUAGAUAUUCUGGGAAGUUCUUCUCUGGUGUUGUUGAUGGUUUAUGUUCUAGGUAUCGAGAUGUUGUCCAGAGAUAUGGCAUGGGCUGUCUCUUAGAGUUUGUUAGGACCGAGGUGCCCCUUAGGUUAGUGAAGUGGCUCGCCAGUAGGUUUGAUGUCCUUUCAUCUGAAUUCCAGCUCAAAAAGAAAUUUAUCCCAAUGACCAAGUAUGAUAUUCAUGACAUCCUCGACCUUCGAGUAGAUGGUGAGCCACUUGUGUGUGAUGCUGAAUCCGGCCGUGAUUUUAUCCUCUCUCACUUCAACUUGACCAGUAUUCCUCCCGUGUCCUUCUUUGCUAACAAGCUAAAAUCAACCACAGUUGAGUUGCCUGAUGAAGAUGUCUUUAUCUGUUUCAUGAUUGUUGCUUUUUCAUCAUUCCUUUGUCCCAACUCUAGCCUCAGUCCUAGCCCAAAGUACCUUCACAUCUUCCGGGAUUGUCCUUCUGUGCGUAACUAUGAUCUGUCAAAAUUUGUUUAUGAGUGGCUGUUGAGUUGCAUAAAAAAGUUCAAGGAUUCCACUAAAGUUGCUUCCAAAAGAUCAGUGACGUUUGGCGGUUGUCACUACGCUUUUGCUGUUUGUUACCUCGACCAACUUAAUUUUGGUAUUCACUCUGUCUCUGAUGUAAAGCCUCGGAUCCUAACCUGGAGAGGCAACAAAGUUAAGCAAUUUUCAGAGCUCGAUAGAAACAAUAGCCGUUCUUUUGGUAAGAGGCCUCUAAAGCAGCUGUGUGCUUCAGUUCAUCCGCAGGUUGGCUGCUCAGCAAACUCACCUUUGAUUGCGAAAUCUAUUGCUACACCAAAAUUUUCUCCAAGUGAAUUUCAAUCUCUGAGCAACUUCUCUUUUGGCAAAAAGUCUGUUUCUAUUCACUCUUUCAUUGCUGAAAAAAACUUUGAAAAUGUUGUCGAAAAGCCGUCUUCUCAAGUCCAGCCCCCAAUCCCCAAUCUGAAUGAAAAUGUUAUUUCGGAUGGGGAUUUCGUCAAUCCAGUAGUAUUAUCUAGCUCAUCUCCAGCUCCUAAGAGUGUGGUGAAUGAAGCUAAUGCUGAAGGUGCAAUUCCAAUGGCUCCUCUAUCUUGUGCAAAAAGUGCUUCUGAUGCUAUAGGUGUAUCCCCUUCAACAAUGCAGUGUCCACUUCCUGCUGUUGGUUCUUCUUUGAUGCAAUCAGCCGGUCUUGAUAAGAAGUGUGAGCGCAAGGUUGUUGUCACAGAUUUUCGAAAACCAAGUUUUGCUGAUUUCAGUCGCUCUCUUGGUGUCCAAUCGCAUCCUGAAGAUUCCAUUGAACAACCCAAAGUUAAAGAGGGUAUCUCUUCUGUUGGUGGACUGUCGCCUCUGGUUCCUACUCGUUUGACGCAGCGGUUCCGUAAUGUGGUAGAUGACGUUGAGUGCUCUCAGUAUGUUGUUCAAAGAUUCUUGAGUUCGAUUGAUCAUGCGAAUGAUGAGUCAAAUUUCUCCUCAAGCCACAUUAAUGAUCAGAAGGCAGUAGACGAUGUUCAAAUUGUUGGGAGUUCCAGUUUUGUUGAUAGAUGCAAAGACCUUUCAAGAUCUAAUGAUGCUGCUUACAACAAGCUUAACAACUUCAACUUGGUAGAAGCUCAGUCAAUUAGUCGUUUCCCUAAGAAUCAAAAAGCUGCUGCUAGUCCAGAAGUAGAAAUCUUGUCUUCCGGCAAUGCCUCUAGAGAUCUCUCUCCUGCUGAAGUUCCUAAAGCUGAUGGCGCAUCUUUCAUUUUUCCUAGUGGUUCAUCUGGUGGUCAUCAACCUCGCAGGAUGGUUUUACCAGGUAGAUUUAACUCGGAUCCUUAUGUUGCUCAGGGUAACAAGUUUCCUGUUACUGCUAAAGAAAGGCGACACCACCUCGCAAUGGUGCAAAUUGGAAAUCAUGCAAGUUGGUGCAAGUAUGAAGCAAUUCGAUAUGACCGAGCCUACUGUAGCUAUCGUAAUCUUGCAACUUUGAAGUCAAGAGAACAUGUGGAUAAUUUCUUGAUUUUGUGCGUUUGUCGUUAUCUGUUCAAACAAGCUCACCCGUCAGUAUCAAAGAAACAUUUCUUUUUCUCUUAUGUCGGGGAAACCAUCCUGAGAGGCACUGAUGUUGAUAUUGUAGGCAACGCUUUUACUGGUGCUAACAGUGCUUUCCCAAUGUGGAGAAGUGAUCUGUUAUUCUUUCCCAUUGGACAGGAGAACCAUUGGUUUACCUUUGUUGUUUGCUUGAAGGAGAGGGCUUUUGCAUUUCUUGAUUCUCUGUACGGGGCAAAGAAUCAAUUUCAUCUGGGAAUCCGUGACAAAUUGGUAAUCAUUUUCAUGUGUUGUUGCACUCAUUAUUAUUCCAUCCUUUCAAUCUAGAUUGCAAAUUUCAUAACAAUCUGGGAUCAGUUUGUGACUCCUAUACUGCGUAAGCGCAUCGACUUUGAGAAUUUUGACAUUGUGUAUCCUACUCUUCCUCAGCAAAAUAAUUGGGAUGAUUGUGGUGUUUUUACGAUCAUGUACCUGAAGCACUGGACUCCUAGGACCCCAAUUGGCAAUAUGUUCGGCGCAUCUGAUGUUGACAACAUAAGAAUCAGAUUGGCAAAUGAGUUGUAUUUCAGUGGUUUCAACAGUGUCGACAAGACUUUUGUCACACACUUCUUUGAUGAUGUGAGUUUUUUUUGGUAUGCUUUUCUUUUGAUUUUUGGUUUGAUGUGUUUUAUUCUUUGUUGAAGUAGUUUAAAGUCUGUUUUUUGUACAGGCCAAGGCUUAGGUGUUCCUGGAAGAUGCAUUUCCGACAUUUGAAGGCUUUGCUUAAAACUAGGCAUUUCGAGAGAUUUUUAGAUAGUAGUACUGCUGGCAUUGUUUUUUUUCAAUAGUGUGAUUAAAUGCGACAAUUUUGUACACUUUGGCCUACAUGUCAUGUAUGGUGUAUUGGACGGCUGUUUUGACUUUUAAUGUUGUGAAUUAGUGACCUUUUUUACAGAGUAGUAUGAGGAGGAUGGUUUCAUUGUCUCUUUUUUGUUCUAUCUGUUGUUUUUUUGUUCCUUUUAGUGGUUGUUUGAUUUUACUUUUUAUUUUUUAAUGUAUUAUUAAGCAUGGUUGCUUCAGCGGCAAUUGGACGUUCUUGGGUUAUCAAGGUUAAUUUCCUCCCAACAAAUUCUUUUAUCUUUGUUUUUUCCUUUUUGGGGUGUUUAGUAUAUUCUAAUCAUUUUUUGUCUUUUUGUUUGUUAUUGCAGGGUUGGUUUAAUUCUUUUCUAAAGCCCCCCAAUAAUUAAACUCAAAUUGUUAAAGUUACAAGUUCAAUUUUUUUCAGGUAAAAGAAUGCUUGCUGGGCUUUUUCAUUUUUUCCUUUGUGUUUAAG
Molecule: messenger RNA, 5679 nt
Organism: Aegilops tauschii subsp. strangulata
Lineage: Eukaryota; Viridiplantae; Streptophyta; Magnoliopsida; Poales; Poaceae
Source: RefSeq, a predicted model, not a curated record